AUAUUUGCUGGAUCAUCGGUAUUUUUUUCUUUUUUUGUCUGUAAAUCUCUGUUCAUUCUUAGGAUUAUAAUGUCAUUAUCUCUAACCAUAAGAUAAAGAUCAUGAAAUUCAAGAAUUCCGAAGAAGAUCAUAAUCGUUUUGCAUCUCCAUCUGAUUUCCAGCUUAUGGAAUUGGAACAAAUCCACAUUUCAAAACCCAACGACGAUGAAGAAAUCGAGUCACCAUCAAAAACAGAGGAAACUAUUCCUCUGUCUUGCGCGUUUACGAGGCAAGAACAUUGCGUUUCGGAGUCAAGAGAACGAGAAGAAUCAAUUAGAAGACUAAGCAACCUCAUAUUUCUUUACCUGAUCGUCAUGUCCGUACAGAUCGUUGGAGGCUUUAAGGCCAAUAGCCUCGCGGUGAUGACAGACGCAGCGCAUUUGCUAUCCGACGUGGCGGGUCUCUGUGUCUCUCUGUUAGCUAUCAAGGUCUCGAGCUGGGAAGCGAAUCAAAGAAACUCUUUUGGGUUUAAACGUCUCGAAGUUUUAGCAGCUUUCUUGUCUGUUCAGCUCAUAUGGCUUGUCUCUGGAGUUAUAAUCUAUGAAGCCAUUCAAAGACUUCUUAGCAGAAGCAGAGAGGUUAACGGUGAGAUCAUGUUUGGUAUUUCGGCUUUCGGUUUUUUCAUGAACUUGGUUAUGGUCGUUUGGUUAGGACAUAACCAUAACCAUCACCACCACCAUCAUCAUCAUCAUCAUGUUCACAAGGAAGAGGAAGAGAAAGAAGAAGAGAUGGAUCCUUUAAAAGGUGGCUUUGAGGAGAAACCAUCGUCAUCAUCAAAGGAGAUGAACAUUAACAUACAAGGAGCUUAUCUACACGCCAUGGCUGAUAUGAUUCAGUCACUUGGUGUUAUGAUCGGUGGAGGAAUCAUUUGGGUGAAGCCGAAAUGGGUUUUGGUUGAUUUGAUGUGCACUCUUGUUUUCUCUGCUUUUGCUCUUGCUGCUACUCUACCAAUGCUCAAGAACAUAUUUGGGAUUUUGAUGGAGCGUGCGCCGCGUGAUAUGGACAUAGAGAAGCUCGAGAGAGGGCUUAGGCGUAUCAAUGGUGUUAAGGUUGUUCAUGAUCUUCAUGUAUGGGAGAUAACAGUUGGGAGAAUUGUGUUGUCGUGCCAUGUUUUGGCCGAGACUGGGGCUAGCUCUAAAGAGAUUGUUUCUAAUGUUAGAAAUUUCUGUAGGAAAACUUGUGGGAUAUAUCAUGUAACAGUGCAGGUUGAAUCAGAGUAGUAAGAAAAAGAACAAAGAAAGAAAAUUUAUGUUUGAAUAGAGAAAAACAUGAAGUC
Messenger RNA from Eutrema salsugineum, 1315 nucleotides. Its product is annotated as metal tolerance protein B. Gene Ontology annotation, cellular component: plasma membrane; vacuole. Gene Ontology annotation, molecular function: zinc ion transmembrane transporter activity. NCBI's taxonomy places the organism in Eukaryota, Viridiplantae, Streptophyta, Magnoliopsida, Brassicales, Brassicaceae. The record is from RefSeq and is a predicted model, not a curated record. The transcript has 2 exons. Bases 102 to 1259 code for a protein of 385 amino acids. Gene Ontology annotation, biological process: zinc ion transmembrane transport.